CGAACUUUCCAAUUCACCACGGGUAACAGCAGCUCUUCUCGCUCCCGGUCGCGGUCGCGAUCGCGAUCACGGCCCCGGUGGGGAUCAGCCAUGGCCACCGGUAAAUCCGUCCUUACCUCUUCUUCCUCCAAAUCCAAUCCUGCUCCGCCGUGGUUCGACUUCUCCUCCGUUUCGACGUUGAGAAUUUCAAUCACUGCCGAUCAGUACCAGUAUUGUUCUGAGGCUCUGAGGUUGCUCAACGAGAAGCUCCAGAUGCCUCAUGAAAUAACCAAAGAGUUUACUAAAUUGCAGGCCAAUAGAAUUAGACCGUCUGAGAUGGCAAGAAGCUGCACGGUAGCUCUUAACAGUUCCAAUAUAAGCAAAAAUCGCUACACUGAUGUUGUACCAUUUGACAAGAAUAGGGUUGUCCUUAAUUCCUGUAAAGAUUACAGACCAUCUGCAAAGGGUUAUAUCAAUGCGAGCUUUAUCACAACUCCUUCCCCAGAAAAAGUUUCUCAGUUUAUAGCCACACAAGGUCCAUUACCACACACCUUUGAGGAUUUCUGGGAGAUGGUUAUUCAAUGUCAUUGCCCUGUCAUUGUGAUGCUUACUCGAUUGGUGGACAAUUUCAAGACAGUAAAGUGUGGGGAUUAUUUUCAAGCAGAAAAUGGUCCUAGAGAAUUUGGCAAUAUAUCUGUUGUCACUAAACAGUUACAAACUACAGAGACUUCAUUGGUGUUGCGCAGCUUGGAGGUAAAUCAUAAGGAGACGGAUAAGCCACCGCUGUCUGUUUUGCACUUUCAAUAUCCAGAAUGGCCAGACCAUGGUGUCCCCGCUGAUACAUUUGCUGUUCGUGAAAUCUUUAAAAGAUUAUAUCAUGUUCCUGUUAAUAUUGGCCCAAUAGUGGUGCACUGCAGUGCAGGUAUUGGGAGAACUGGAGCAUACUGCACGAUUCAUAACACAAUCCAGAGGAUCCUUAUGGGCGAUAUGUCUGCCUUAGAUCUUGUUAGUACUAUAUCCAUGUUUAGGUCUCAGCGAAUUGGAAUGGUGCAAACAGUGGGGCAAUAUUUUUUCUGCUACAAAGCUAUAGUUGAUGAACUGAAUGACCUCAUUUCAGAGUUCAAAGGCAGAAGCAACUCGAAAUGCUAGAUUUCUCUGAUUAAUACCCGAUCUGAUUGAAGUUAUGAGAGGCAAAUAAUGUGGUUAUCUCUUAAAGUGGGGGACAUCCAUUAAUCUGUGCCGCUGCUUCCAUUGUGGCAUCUGGAGAAAACCAAUAAUUGUGCUGAUCUACCAACUCGAUUGGGUUACUUUCAAUUUAAUUAGCAGCCGUUCCUUGAGAAAUGUAGGAAUAUGAACGAAAUACUGAUUGCAGGUUGCCCCCAAAAUUUUCCACGUAUGGAAUAAAGGGCUUGUAUUUCCAUGUUUGUACAAUAUCAACAGUCCUGUAUCUCUACCUCACUCUCUUUCUACAUAGUGGAAUUGCAUUUUUCAUUCCUGUAAACCUGUAACUCUAGAGUGCAUGGGGCGAAUGAUGGCAAACAUUUCCUGUUUCAUCCCUUUUUAUGAGUGCUGUUCGAGUCAAAAUUCUUACAAUAGUGCUGAAUCAUGAACUCAUGUAAUUGCUAAGAAGCCUUGGAUUGUAAGGCACAACUCUUUGAAUCAAUGAGGUUUUUCAUA
Messenger RNA from Rubroshorea leprosula, 1656 nucleotides. NCBI's taxonomy places the organism in Eukaryota, Viridiplantae, Streptophyta, Magnoliopsida, Malvales, Dipterocarpaceae. The record is from the annotation of a GenBank genome assembly.